ACUUCACAUUACAAACCCCUCCUCAUGCUUCUACUCCCUCAGUCAGUCACAGCUUUCUUCCUCCUCACUCACUCCAAAUUCCUCUCUUUCUCUCUCUAGACUAGCAGAGCUUGGGAAAGAUAGAGACCAACUGGAGAGCUAUGAAGGGUUCUUUUGGGGCAGUGAUGCACCCUUCAAGCGACGGGAAUGCCCAAAUGGGUGGUGAUGGAAUCAUAAAGCAUAACAGGAAAUGCAGAGAUUUGGUGUUCCUUGUCAUCUUCAUUGCCUUCUGGGUCGCAAUGAUUGUUAACUCCAGCUUUGGAUUCAACCAAGGGAACCCUUUGAGGCUUACCUAUGGACUGGACUACAAAGGAAAUGUGUGCGGCGAUAGGCAUGCAAAUCCUGGCCUUCGUGAAUUAGAACUCAGAUAUUGGUUGAACCCCAACCAGGUUUACCAGAGUGGUUUGAAAGACAGCCAAUUCGAGCUUGAUAAUGCUCGGAGUAUCUGUUUAAUGGAUUGCCCAACCCCGUCAGAAGAUUCACUCACUUGGGUGUGUGAUUAUCCAGAGGGAGAUAUUCAUCUCUCAGUUGAUGACUGGAUUGAUAGGAAUUAUAAUUUUUACGCUGACCUUACUCCUGAGCUAAGGAACACAUCACUUCAACUUCAAGGCCCCUGUUACCCAGUUAUAUUUCCGAGCGUGAAUGUUUACUGGAGCUGCCAGUUUAUUGCUCGUGCAUCAAAUGCGUCUUUGCAGCAUUGGCAGCAGAUGGGUGGAGUAAGCAUUGCUGAGAACAUGCUCAUAGAUGAAUCCAUUCACAAUUCCAUCAAUUCACGUUCAUCUGUUUUAAAGAGAUAUGUUGCUGAUGUUGGAAAGUCUUGGCCCGUAUUGAUCUUUUGUGGAGGAAUCUUGCCACUCUUUCUAUCGUUGAUAUGGCUUUUGAUGAUCAGACAUUUUGUUGCUGGGAUGCCAUGGAUAACCGUCAUCCUCUUUAAUGUCCUCAUAAUAUCACUUACUAUGUUAUACUAUCUAAAAGCUGGAUGGAUUGGAAACAGUGCACUCUCGCCCAUAAUUGGAGAGCAUGACCCAUAUUACCACACAUCUACGAGGGAGCUUAGUCAUCUUCGUGCUGUUGCUGUUCUCAUGACCGUUUUGAUGAUUGUCUCCCUUCUUUCAUCUAUUGCCAUUGUCCGCCGCAUCCUUAUGGCAACGUCUGUUCUCAAGGUUGCCGCCAAAGCCAUUGGAGAAGUUAAGGCGCUUAUAAUCUUUCCAGUCAUACCUUACACCAUCCUUGCAAUAUUUUACAUGUUCUGGUUUUCGGCUGCUCUCCAUCUUUUCAGUUCUGGUCAAGUCCUGGAGAAUGACUGUGACUCCGACUGCUGUGUCCAUGAGCUUGGGUUGAAAAGAGUGGUCUGCGAUCGUUGCUGUGGUUAUAGUAUCCAUCAUACUCCUCAUAUCGGUGCUGCAAUCCUUUUCCAUCUGUUUGGUUGCUAUUGGGCUACACAGUUUUUUAGAGCAUGCUUGUCAACGGUGAUAGCAGGUUCUGUUGCUUCCUAUUAUUGGGCUCGUGGUGAAACAUCGCCACAAAUUCCAUUUCUUCCAGUUUUCUCCUCAAUGAAGCGGCUUAUGCGUUACAGCCUUGGGUCUGUAGCUCUUGGCUCUUUAAUUGUAUCAUUUGUUGGGUCCUCACGAUUUAUACUUGAGGGAAUUCGUCGCAAAUUGAAAGUCGCUAAUACAGUCCCUGAAAGCCGAAUAGGAAUGGUGGCAUGUCAUUCUUCUCAGUUCUGCCGACGGUGUAUUGAUUGGACCCUCAAAUCCGUUAACCGAAAUGCCUACAUUAUGAUUGCUAUAACGGGCAAAGGCUUCUUUAAGGCGUCCGAGAUCGCAACAGAACUAAUCAUCAGUAACAUCCUUCGGAUAGGGAAAGUGAAUGUGAUUGGUGACGUUAUUCUCUUUCUUGGGAAGUUGUGUGUGAGCCUUGCUAGUGCAGUUUUUGCUUUCCUCCUGUUGAACACUCACAAAUACAACUCUGCCCACAACAAGAUCUCCUCUCCCAUAUUUCCCGUGCUGGUGUGUUGGGCUUUGGGAUACGUCGUUGCAGCUCUUUUCUUUGCAGUUGUGGAGAUGUCUAUCGAUACAAUCAUCCUCUCAUUCUGUCAAGAUUCUGAUGAGCACCACGGCACAGCUCAAUAUGCCCCUCCACUUCUCAUCGAGACUCUCAAUGACCAAAACGAGAUGCAACGACUUACUCAAUAACGCGUGAAACCUGCCGAUGCUCAUUUGCCCUGUGCUUAUAGUCGUUUUAACAGAAUAGUCUUUUACAUUUUGUUGUUGUUGAUGAUGUUGUUUUGCCUAUGCUCAUCUGCAGUUUCUUGCUCGUGACUUUUUGAAUUGUUCAAUUGCCCUAUUGUAUAUAUUUUAGGUGAGAAACAUUGAGAUGCUGAAGUUUCCUAUAUCAGUAGCUUUAAGUUUCAUCUAAUCCAAAAAAGGAUGGAAACAUGCGAAAAAUUUCAAUGCAACGGUUAUUUGCAACGCUCUCCAAAUAAA
This is a messenger RNA of Rhododendron vialii, 2525 nucleotides long. RefSeq names its product choline transporter protein 1. Gene Ontology annotation, molecular function: transmembrane transporter activity. Gene Ontology annotation, biological process: transmembrane transport. The record is from RefSeq and is a predicted model, not a curated record. Gene Ontology annotation, cellular component: membrane. The transcript is spliced from 10 exons. Lineage: Eukaryota; Viridiplantae; Streptophyta; Magnoliopsida; Ericales; Ericaceae. The coding region runs from base 141 to 2234 and encodes 697 amino acids.